Molecule: messenger RNA, 831 nt
Organism: Heteronotia binoei (common prickly gecko)
Lineage: Eukaryota; Metazoa; Chordata; Lepidosauria; Squamata; Gekkonidae
Gene: TMEM256
Product: transmembrane protein 256
Exons: 4
Coding region: 120-476 (118 amino acids)
Source: RefSeq, a predicted model, not a curated record
GACUCGUGCGGGCGGCCAAAGAGAGGGCGGGGCCACAUAUUAAACGAGGGUCCGGAAGCGCUGAUUGGCUAAGAGCGCUGGAAGUCGGAAGCGGCGGAACUCUCCGAGUGGGGCCGAAGAUGGGUCUGGCGGGCGGCGGCGGGCAGCUCUUCCGACGGCUCGGGGCGCUCAGCGGGGCUGCGGCGGUGGGGGCGGCCGCCUACGGGGCUCACGGUUUCCGCCUCAGUGACCGAGAUGACUUCCUGAAAGAGCUCUAUGAAACAGCCAACAAAUUCCACCUCCUCCACAGCCUGGCUCUCCUGGCUGUCCCACACUGCCGGUACCCCAUGGUGGCCGGGACCAUCCUCUCCACGGGAAUGGGGAUGUUUUGCGGCCCCUUCUAUUACCAUGCGGUGACGGGUGACUCCACUUUCUCCAGAGCAGCACCCUUUGGCGGAAGUCUCCUCAUCCUGGGCUGGAUCGCAAUGGCCCCCUGACCCCCACCCCCCACACAACAUGAAGGGGCAGAGGCGUGGUGUCUGAGGCAAAAGGAAGACAUCAGGCAGAGGCUGGCACUGUGACAGGGAGAGUAAUCUUGCUCCCUGUCGAAGGAGGGGACGAGGUCGCCAGGCCCAAAGGUGGCUUCCGGCCCUGUUUUGUAUUCCUUGCCUUUGGAGUGCUCGUUUCUUUGGGCUUUCAAUUAAUACUUUUCUUAAAUCAAAAACUACCUUUAUUGAUGCUACACUGAGGGAAGAAUCAUGUUGAAUUAUCUGCAUUGUCCAAGAGUGGGCCUAUAACGACCAAUGACUUGACCAGUGCUUGAAACUGAUUUAAUAAACGAAUGUGAUCUGA